Molecule: messenger RNA, 8104 nt
Organism: Podarcis lilfordi (Lilford's wall lizard)
Lineage: Eukaryota; Metazoa; Chordata; Lepidosauria; Squamata; Lacertidae
Source: the annotation of a GenBank genome assembly
AUGUCAACUGAAUAUGUGCAAGCAUCACAUGAUAUCUCAGAAGACAGAUUGGAUGGGCGAGAUACUCACUGUAACCACUUAGGUCAGUCUUCUCAGGGUGAUGUCAGCGCUUGCUGUGUAGCGAAAAGGUCUACUUUGCAUCAUUAAGCGCUGUCCAUUGCCAUCCCCUCCCCCUUCCCCCCACCCCCUCCAUGGAACAACUGCUGCUCUUGAAACCUGAUAGACGGUGCCUUCUGGUGACGCAUCUGAUGCCAGAUGGAGUGGCAAUGGGUGGGAAUGGGUGUUUGGUCGCUUCUCCCCCCCCCUUUUCUUUCUGCUGGGUUCAGCAUAUAAAUAUUAGCCAAAGCUCUAGAGACAAAUUAAUUAAAGAUGAAGAAGAAGAAAGGAGAGAAGGAACGCCGAAGCUUUCAUCUCGUCUCCUUUCAUAUUUCUGUGCACAUGUUCCACAAAAGCAGGCAAGUGUGCCAACGCAGGAUUUUAUGCAGCAAUGUUGCCUCGGGAGUUUAAACUUUCCUGCAAAUCUGUUGUCCUCUUUUGAAAAUAUGUGCUGUAGACAACAGCAUAGGGACUGGGAAGUUUGCAUUUAAAGUGAUCACAUCUAGUUCGCGCUUUUCAAAGCAAUGCAGGAACCAAAACACAGUCAGAAUUCCAUAUCCAUGUUUCUUUAAAAAUUUCAGCGCAAAUCCCCAGCCCCAUUAGUUGAACAAAAAUGCAUAUACUAGGGUAAAGUGUCAUAUGAAUCUUGGCUGUUUUCCCCCCCUCCUUAAGCUGUAGUUUCAGGGAAGUGCAAAGCUGUUGAGAAAGUAGCUGUUCAAGGCUGAACGUUGUCUGAUUAUUUUGAUAAUAGUUGUAUACUUUGCUUUGUUUGAUGCAGAUAACCUUUCCGAACAGUUGCUCAAAAGCUGUGAACUCAAAAAGAUACCAAGAAAGGGCAAAGCUCUUCAGGUCUCUCAGAAAAGUGAGCUUGAACAGAAAAAACCGAAGAGAAAAGAUACGCCAGCAAUUCACACGCCUCCACCAAUAGUGGGUGAGAAUUCCUGAAAUUGCCACUUGAGUUAUUGCUCAACCACUUAUACCUACAUGGAUCACAAGCGGAGUAAUAAUGUGUCUUCUGCUACUGCUUCCUAAACCUCUCUGUAGUGCAGGGAUGAGAGGCCCUCAGGGCUUCAGAUAUUGUUGCUCCAACUCCCAUGACCAAUAGCAGAGGUGGAUUUAGGGCAGUGCCAGCAGAUGGGCCACAAUGGGCACCAUGGGAGGGGGUGCCUUCUCAAAGACUGGUAAGCACUUGCCUGGCUUCAGGAAAGAGGUGUGAGGACUCUGUCAGGGCCCUAAAGUCCUCCUUCCUCCUUCCCGAAGCCAAGCAAGUUCUUACCGGGCUUUGGGGAGAAGGUAGGUGGACUCUAGGACCCCACCAGAGCCUUGUGCCUCCUUCUCAAAGCCCGCGCAUCAAAUGUUGGCCUCACAAAGGGCAGCAUAUUACCAAGGCCAGUGCCAGAUUUACAUAUAAGCUAAACAAGCUAUAGCUUUUGGGCCCCCCAAAAAAAUUUAAAGGAAAAAAAAACUGGAUGUACCUUUCCAAAAUAUAAGAUAAAAAAACAAAUAAAAUAAAACCUACAUGCAGCAACAGUGUUUCACUAUUCAUAUACUUCUUCUUAAUUGUCUUUCAGUUCAACAAUUACUUUAAUAAAAUACAUAUUUUGUUAUGUCCAAAGGGCUUCAGAUACCUAUUAAAUCCAUAAAUUAUCAUAUAGCAUAUAUCCGACACAAAAAACAGUGACAAUUUGUUGCUGACAAAGGACAGCUGGACAUAUAAAGGGCCCCAUUACCUUCAGUAGCUUAGGGCCUCAUCAAGCCUAAAUCCGUCCCUGACCAAGGCCGGCCCCUGUCAAUGGACAGGGAUGAUGGGAAUUGUAAUCAGAGAACAUCAGAGAGGGCACAAAUUCCCCACCCCACAUGUCAUGCUAUAAGAUGUAGGAUGCAGUAGAUGUCCCAAUAAUUUUUUCUGCCUGCGUUGGGACAGCAAAUGGUGUCCUGUCUGCACAUCCCAGUGCAUAAUGACCCAGGCUGUCCAUGUUAAUUGGGCACCUGAGGAUGACAAUCCCUCAAAGCGCAAAGAUAGAGUUCAGAGCAUUCCUAACUCCUGAUCCAACAUGCUCGGGGGGUUAGGAUGUGGCAAGGCUCAUUGCCUGGCUCUGUUCAGCUCCUUCAUUGGAGAUGGUGGGCCUAUGCUGCUGUAAAGGUCCCCACUGUGUCUGAGCACGGGUGGCGCUGUGGUCUAAACCGCUGAGCCUCUUGGGCUUGCCGAUCAGAAGGUCAGCGGUUCAAAUCCACUCAACGGUGGUGAGCUCCCGUUGCUCUGUCCCAGCUUUUGCCAACCUAGCAGUUCGAAAGCACACCAGUGCAAGUAGAUAAAUAGGUACCGCUGUGGUGGGAAGGUAAAUGGCAUUUCCGUACGCUCUGGCUUCUGUCACAGUGUCCUGUUGCGCCAGGAGCGGUUUAGUCAUGCUGGCCACAUGACCGGAAAGCUGUCUGUGGACAAACGCCGGAUUCCUUGACCUGAAAAGCAAGAUGAGUGCCACAACCCCAUAGUCGCCUUUGACUGGACUUAACCAUCCAGGGGUCCUUUACCAUUACCUUUACAAAUGGGUGGAAGCCAUCCCUGCGUGUGUGUAGUGUAAAAACUACACACACACAAAGCACAUGAGGCAUUUCAAAGGCAGGAAAGGGGAUGGAGUUGAGCUGGCCAAGGCUCCUUCUCGGCAGUGGCACCCUCCCAACAGAUGUCAAGGAGAUAAAGAACUAUAAAACUUUUAGAAGGCAUCUGAAGUCAGCCCUGUAUUGGGAGGUUUUUAAUGUUUGACAUUUUAUUACGUCGUUAAAUGUGUUGGAAGCCAUCCAGAGUGGCUGGGACAACCCAGCCAGAUGGGUGGAUAUUGUUGUCGUUGUUGUUGUUGUUGUUAAACCAGUCCAGCUACACCAGUAGACCCAAGCCAGGGUUUCUGCUGUGACAACCUAGACCUUAUGCAGCAGACAUUACAGCUUUUACUGGCCUCCCAUGUUCCACCCUGGUCACUGUGAGAAGCAGGGCUAUGGGGUAGUGUUAGUGGCUCUGUGACUCUUGACCCAUCCAAUUGUAGGAGCUGAUGUCAUGUGUGGGGGGGGGCCUUAUUUCCCAAGCGGGGUUUUUGCUAGUGAAAAUGGAGAAGACCAUUAUGGUUUGCAAAAGCUAACGUCCAGUCCUAAUGGCGUUUCUGCAGGCAUUCUUUCAGACCACUUAAUUAGGAGGUGUGACUUCUCUGAGAAACCUCCGAAGGGUAAUGGCAGCCCAGCCCUUCAGAAAAUGGAAGAGGAACAGAGAAAACCCAGAAGGAAAAACACGCCAGCGAUCAAUACACCCCCUCUACUUGCAGGUAAGGGAAAUGCGAAGGAGAGCACUUCUUAAAGCAUCACGCAUGGGUUUGAACAUGAUGUGUCUCAGCGAUAGUCUCUGUAUUUAAAUAUCUAUUUUGAAAAAAUGGCAGGGGGCACAUCUGCAUGAGCACUGUGUAACUUCAGGUUUGCUAGGCUUGUAGAAACAGAGACUUUUAAUUGUUAGAGGAGAUGCUCGCAUAUUAUGUUUUCACUUUUCUAUCUUUCCACUUUUCCUGGACCCAUAGUGAGCGUUUCCCCUUUCUACUUACUAUUCUCUUCCUUUACAAUUCUGUAUCUAUAUGUUCACUGGAAUACUCAUCCCCACCCCCAAUCCAGUGAACAAAGGUGUGACUUGUUAAUGGCCUUUCAAGACAAAACCAGGCUAAUUUUCUUACAUCGAAACCCUGCACUGGGAAACUUUUGACCCUCUGAAAUGAUGAUGGACUAUAGCUGUCAUCAUCCCUGACCAUUGGUCAUGCAGGUUGGGACUGAUGGAAGAUGAAAUCCAACAUCACCUGAAGGGCCACAGGCCCCCAGCCCUGCUAAUGCACCAACGGUAGCCAAUAUGGCAUCCUCCAGAUGUUGUGGACUACAACUCCCAUCAUCCCUGACCAUUGGCUGGGGUUGGUGGGAGUUGGAGCCCCUCAACAGGUGGAGGGCACCAUGUUCUCUAUACCUGUUAUGCACACUGACUUGGGAAUAAAGAGUUCUAAGGAAUUCCUUAAAACUCCACCUGGAAACAUACACUAGAAACAGUCUAAGCACCUUGCCGUCAUUUGUCUUGAGUUAACACGGAGCAAGUCACCCCGGGACUCGCCACUACCAGGAAAAACUGUACAGAAAAAACAUGGCUGACCCCAUGCAAACAACUGUCUGAUUCCUUAGAGAAGCAGUUUUUUUGUGUACAAUAUUAACUUUAAUUGCACAACCUGAAUUUGGCAGCAUGUGCUGGGAGCCCAAUUUGAAAAUAGCAACAGUCUGGGAGCAUCCUGAGAGGACAUUUUUAUUUCCUUUCAGCACUGUAGAAUGAUGGUUGGUGUUGGAAUCUAUCACCUACUAAAACAUAUGUUCUCUUAACCACUUAUUCAUCGCAAAGAAAUUACAUCCCUUUCAUGUUUCGACUUUAAUCCAAUCUGGUCAUUUCAUGCAGCAUUUUCCUUGGUUAAUACCAGGAAAGCGUUCUCCUUUGACUGGAGCGCAGAAGUGAACAAAGCCAUUCUGUGUGGCGCUGCUUCUUUUUCUCCUUCUUUGGACUUCAUGAAGUGCUUCAUUAUUUGAAAGAUUUUUCAUAGCAGAAAAGACGGGAAAUGGCGAGGCCUAAUUGAAUCAACACAGCCAGCCACUAAACCCAAAAGGCCCACUGACAGCAAUCUACAGGAGGCUGAUUUAUUAGUGAAACUUGCUUGGCCUCAGACUGUGAUGUUCCUCAAUCAGUUUAUAUGACUCACUAACUUUUGACAAGCAAGGAAGAAUGUACAGGGUAUUUGUUUUGUUUUCCAAUGGAAGUCAGUAAACUCACAAAAAUGGCAAUUAUUGCCCCCCUUCCCCGGCCAUCUUUCUCACAACAAUCUUUUAAGUUGGUUAGCAAGAAGAAGAAACUUAGCUGGUUUUCAAUUACAUUCUGCAUACAAAUUUGACUCUUUAGCAUUUGACAAAGAACAGCGGAUGUAACUCUUUGUGUCUGAAAAUCGAAAGAUUUCUGCUAACCUAGCAUUCUGGCUGCAAGCUCACCUGGAGUAAGUUGUGCUGCUUAAACCUGUUGUGGAGCACAGUUCUUAUUCCUAUUCACUCAGAAGUAAAUCCAUAUGUGUUCAGUGGGGCUUACUCUCAGGAAAGUGUGCAUAGGAUUGCAGCCAAGAGCAAAGGAUUUUGCUGCGUUGGAUCUUCUUGCCUUCAAAAGCAGUAAGGGAAUCUCACAACCCAAAUGUAUAGAAUAGUUCAUUUUUAAGGCAAGCAAUCUGUCAGAGAUGCCAAUCUUAAUAUUAUUUAUAAUAUAAAACAAAUGAACAUGGAGAGAGGCGCAUUUCCAUCUUCCUUAUAACUGGCAGGUGGGCCAUGAAUGUUCUCUCUUUUAUUGAGACUUGCGUUUUAGAAAUUGUUGGGCACAGACAACCAUGAGGAAGUCAAUGCGAGUCCCCCAAAAACUCAAUGGAAAAUUUUAAUUAUAGCCUGCAAGUACACAGCUACAAUUUUCAGAUUCUGUAACAAACCAGAAGAUAUUUAUGGGAAUGUUUUCAUACACCUUCUGUGUUGCUAGGAGGUUAAACCAGGACAUAGGGAGGACAUUCUGGAGGUUUCUAGAAUGAGCCACAUGGCUUGGGUGCGGUUUCCAGGACUUGGAUCAAUGUGGGACAUCCUUUAGACUAGCAGAGCUUGGCCACCCAAAUAUGUUAAAACCCCAGUAUUUGGGGAGGAAAUCCACAAGCAGGAUGAACUGCCUAAUGCUGAACACAACCAUCUCAAAGAACUUUAAUUCUUAAUAGACAAAGAUGGGGAAAACACCCAGUGUAUGAACAUCUAUUCACAAAUGAGGAAAUGAGGUGAUGUGUCUUGCAUCCCACCCAAAUGCCAAACAUCAUACAGUGGUACCUCAGGUUAAGUACUUAAUUCGUUCCGGAGGUCCGUUCUUAACCUGAAACUGUUCUUAACCUGAAGCACCACUUUAACUAAUGGGGCCUCCUGCUGCCGCCGCGCUGCCGGAGCACAAUUUCUGUUCUUAUCCUGAAGCAAAGUUCUUAACCUGAAGCACUAUUUCUGGGUUAGCAGAGUGUGUAACCUGAAGCAUAUGUAACCUGAAGCGUAUGUAACCCGAGGUACCACUGCACUCAGUUAGCCAAGCAGUUGUUGGUUUUGGGUAAUCAAAUCAGCUGAAAUUGCUAACUAUUCCUAAAGCUUAGGAGAAUUGAUAUAAUUUUAAAAGCAUAGCUGUGCAUAUAUAAAAUACCAAGGUGAAGCAGGUAGCCAUAUAUCCCGUUUUUUGAUGGGCUUAAGUAUUUAAGGCAGCAAUGCUGAAUUUCAUACAGAGGGCAAAAAGAGAUUUAGAGCAACUCAGUAAUGCAAAGGCUGAUUAUACAAAAUCAGCUCAAAUACGUUUCUUAGUUUUGAAAUAUAAGCAGCCUUAUACCCUUCUGGCUAGAAACAUUUUUUCUCAUAUAUUGCCCCCCCCCCCCGCUUUGCAGGGAGUUUUCCAGGUGAAGCAUUGGUACCCACUUCCACCUGCAGUUUAAAGUGGUGCUAACCAGGCUACCAUCUCAGCAUUCGAUCACCUCACAAAACAGAGUCUCCUAAAGUCAUGUUUAAUUCCCCUACCAUCAUUCAGAGCUGUUCCGCCUGGCCCUUGGUUUGGACUCGGUCUGACCCUUAUGUUUCCCUCCCCUUAUGGUCUUGAUUUAUCAGCUACUUUAAAAUGAGGCUGCAUAUUAAAUUGCAUUUUAACCUGUAUUUUAAAUUGGUCCCCCCCCCUCUUUUUUCCCCUAUUAUGUUUUUACUGUGAUUUUAUUGGUGUUAGCCGCCCUGAGCCCGGCUCUGGCCGGAGAGGGUGUGGUAUAAAUAAAAUUAUUAUUAUUAUUAUUAUUCCAAAAUCUAUAUUAUAACAAUACCUUUAUUAGGACAACCAAAAUGUCACAGAACAUUGUAUAAGGUUUUCAGAAGUCUUUGCCAGGCUAGAUCAUCAAAAGUUAGGCUGUUGGCCAAGCUAGCUGAGGUUGAUGGGAGCUGCAGGCCAAGAACAUUGGGAGCAGGUGCACCAGCUCCUAGGGACGGAGGGGUCUUCAGCCCCUUCAAUAUUGGCUGACAUGGGGCAGACCCCCUCGAUGUUGAGGGGGUGGUAGAGGCCGAGCAUGGUGCAGUUCAACGGCUGAAUCCUCCUGAGUACAAGAGAGGAAGCUGCGCUGUGAAUAGCUCCCCUCUGGGCCUCCUCCCAACAAUGCGCAGGAGUGUGACAGUGUCUCUGAUCAGUAGGGUGGGUGCACAACGAUUCUACAUCCCUCUCCACCCCCAUCAUCCAGCCGGGACACUGAGGUCCAGCGCUGAGGGCCUUCUGGCAGUCCCCUCGCUGCGAGAAGUGAGGUUACAGGGAACCAGACAGAGGGCCUUCUCGGUAGUGGCACCUGCCCUGUGGAACACCCUCCCACCAGAUAUCAAGGAAAUAAGCAACUGUCUUACUUUUAAAAGACAUCUGAAGGCAGCCCAGUUUAGGGAAGUUUUUAAUGUCUGAUGCUGUAUUGUUUUUAAUAUUCAGUUGGAAGCUGCCCAGAGUGGCUGGGGAAACCCAGCCAGAUGGGCGGGGUAUAAAUAAAUUAUUAUUAUUAUUAUUAUUAUUAUUAUUAUUAUUAUUAUUUGGGAGGGGGCAGCAGAAAGCCAAUGAAGCUCCUUUAAGUGUUCUGCCCUCUUAUCCUGGAUCUCCCAUGUUUCAUCUCCUUUGGACCUGAAGGUUCUGAAGCUGCAAAUCUGAUUUCAGUGAAAUUUCUGCACAUACACAAGUCACUAGUCAUCAGAUCUCUUUCCGUCACCAUGGGUAACCUAGCAAGUUUAACGCCCAGAGAGUGAUUGGUCAAAGGCGAAUGGUCCACAGAGAUAUUUAAUCUAAGCUUCUUCUUUUUUGCUUGUUUCAGGUAUUAAACUACUUAAAGAAGAUCAGCAGACUGUGAUUGUUGAAGAUGAAGAAAAGGAGGGAGAAACUUCAGCUUUUUAG